Molecule: messenger RNA, 729 nt
Organism: Lithohypha guttulata
Lineage: Eukaryota; Fungi; Ascomycota; Eurotiomycetes; Chaetothyriales; Trichomeriaceae
Exons: 2
Coding region: 1-729 (242 amino acids)
Biological process (GO): DNA replication, removal of RNA primer
Molecular function (GO): RNA-DNA hybrid ribonuclease activity; nucleic acid binding
Source: RefSeq, a predicted model, not a curated record
AUGCCUCUAAUCCAGCAGGCUGGUCUUCCGCAUUCGACGCCACAGAUGGCAUCUAUUUAUCCCUCCUAUCAGAAUUCCCAGCGGCGCAAAAUACGGAGGUCGUUCAACCCUGAAUUUUCCAAACGCUAUGGCCGAGCUACCUUUCCACCAGAGAAACUCGUCAAGUACAGUCCGAGAUGGGGCUACGCUAGACUUUUCAACUUCCCUUAUCCUGGUUCUUCGUUUCGUCCACGGAUGAAUACAAUUGUUGUUCAAGUCCAUGGUGUUGCAAUUCCUAACAGCAGGACUGAUCCUACUGGUCGAGCUGGGGCAGGAAUCUACUUCGGUCGAGACGACUGUCCUCACAACAUGAACUUCGCUCUUCAGCCUUAUAUGGUGCAGACAGCUAACAGAGCUAUUCUCGAGGCUGUUCGUACCGCCCUCAGCGAGCUCAUUUCGAUGCGUCACACAAAGCUUGAUCCUAGGUGGAAAGAGGUUCUGAUCAUGACCAACAACGAUUAUGUGAAACAAAGCCUUGACAAAUGGGUAUGGGAGUGGGAGCACAAUGGUUGGCAACGUAUGGGCAGACUCGACAACAUCAAGAAUUUGGAGACCAUGAAGGAAGUACACAAUCUGCUAACCUACAUCGAAACCAUGUUAAACAUGGCCGUUCGCUUCUGGAAGGUCGAUCGCAAGGAUAUCUUUGGUGCUGAUCGUUUGGCAACCCAGGCUCUCUCCUUGUUGCCUUGA